Topomyia yanbarensis is the source of this 2410-nucleotide messenger RNA. RefSeq names its product putative leucine-rich repeat-containing protein DDB_G0290503. Bases 374 to 2266 code for a protein of 630 amino acids. Lineage: Eukaryota; Metazoa; Arthropoda; Insecta; Diptera; Culicidae. The transcript is spliced from 5 exons. The record is from RefSeq and is a predicted model, not a curated record.
AUCAAAUGCAACAACCGAUUCCGACUCAAUCGGUUUCAGAAUCGGUUGUUGCAUUUGAUUUGAAAUCCAUAUACUGACUCCAUUCAGGAUUCCGAAUCAAAUUCCAAAUGGUUUGACCAGGACGAUCUGGAACCAGCUAGAAUUCCAGCUCAUUUCUGGCUUUACUGAGAUUAUGUUCAAUUUUGGUGAGAAAUCCGCCUCAAAUGACUCCGAUUUGGAAUGAGUUAUAUGAGCCGGAAUUCCGGAUGAACGACUGGAUGGAUGUCUGAGAUUUCUCUCACUUUCUUUUUAAAUUUUGAUCAUAGUAAACUGUUUUCACUUCAAAUUCUGUAAGUAUUUCCGUUUAGUGUUUUCGUGACUUUGAUGUAAAAAAAUGAAUAGACGGCUGGAAAUGGAUUUAAACGCACAGGUAAACAACACGGACCACCAGCUGAUAGAUCAGACAGAAGUUGUCGAAAAUGUGGAUGACCGUGUUUCGUCUGGUGACGAGUCGAAUGAUUCAGAAGGACAUGAAAUAUGUCAAGACAUAGUUGCUGAAGUGCACGCUUUGUACCAAAGCGAUAAAUCUAUCGUUCUUGUAGAACUUGUAAAAAGUCGCAUUCAACAGACUAAGCUCAAACGACAAAUUGAUGUGCUCAAGCUUGUCCUAGAUAAAUCGUGCGCUGCUAAGACGAAGCUACAGCUUAAUUUGGCCUGCAGCAACAGAAUGGUGGUGUGCUUGCAAGAAGCGGCAAAAGAACAAGCAAAUCUAUCUGCCAAAAUUACCCAGCAGUACAAUAUUGUCGUGGAUAUGAUAGGAGAGAUAGAUCUCAAACGGCUGAAACUCAUUCAAGAUAGCCGUGAACGUCGGAUGGAGUCCACAGCUUUUCAAGAAAAAAUGAAUCAAAUUGAAAAAGAGUUACAAGAACAAACAUCUUUCGCAAAAUCAGAAUCCGAGCGCAACUGCCAACUACGGGAGCAAAUAGAAGAGUUGGUUGAAACAAACUGCGCUCUGAAGGAUCAACUCACGGAGGCAGAUAAGACACAUCAAACAUUGAUUUCUUCCCACUCAGUCCAACUGAAUGAGAUUGAGAUUCAUAUGACAAAAAUGAACGAACAGCUAGCUAAAGCUGACGAACGUAUUGCCAGCGAAAUACAAACAAAUUCAGCGCUUAAAAGUAAUAUCGAUUCCGUUUUGGCUGAGAAGACUCAUCUUUCGAUGGAACUAACAGCAAUGGAAAUAAAGUUCGCGGAGCUAGAGAAAGAGAUGGAAGUCAAAUUACACGAAAUGGAGAAUUCCUACCGAAUGCAACAUGAAAAGGAGAAUAUAGAAGCUAGUGAGAAAUACGAACAGCUGAAAGAAGACACCAUCCAAAUGGAAUUAGAACUUACAAAACUAACUGGAACUAUUGAUAACAUGCAAAAAGAGCUCAAGGAUUCCAAUGAGAGAUUGGAUCACGAGAAAAACAAGGCCGAAGAAUUUGAAAAUAAAGUCGGCGGUAUGCAAGCUAUUCUUGAAGAUCGAAAUAAUGAAAUAUAUUCACUUCAUGCAAAGUUGAACGGUGAACAGAAGCGAUUUGAGGAACAAAAACAGCAACUUCAACAGAAAUGCAUUGAGAUUCAGAAUCAGUUGGAGGGCUUUCAAGAGGAGUCAGAAGUUAAAGAUUCUAAAAUUGAAAAGUUGGAAAAUGAUCUAGCUAGUCAUGCUGCGAAAAUAUCUUCCAUGGAGUCGCAAAUCAAAGAAAAGGAAAGCGAAUUGUUAUCAUUGCCGGAUAAGUUGGCAAAAUUAGAACAAGCCAACAAAAGGAUCGCCCAGCUGGAAGCGGAACUUUCUAAGAUGACUGCGUUAGAGCAACAGCUUUUAGAAAAAGAAGUCAAAGAUCGUGCAUUGACACCACAAAUAACUUCGACGCCAUGUCAUGAGAUCGAUCUAGGAAGCAGCUCUGAUGUCACGUCGGCUAAGAAACCACGAAUUUCUGAUCAAGAAGGUGUCAGCGGUUCUAACUACAGUACGUUUCAAAGCAACGUCCUUCGAAAGCGAGCUCCUUUGAAGUUUUUCGGAGCCCAUUCUGCGAAUACCCGUUCACCUCCGCAACAGUCAAUGAUAACCCAUGCAAAGACCUUUUUUGGGACGAACCGUCGGAGUGGAGCAAACGUGGACCUCAAUUUGAGUUUUGCGAGUACUGUUAAUAUCGACGACGAACCAUUGGAAACAACGAGUGCUUCUAACAGCUCUUCCAUCCGAAUGGUGAAACCGUUCUUUCGGAAACAACAGGAGAAACAGUGAACAACUGUUAAAGUGACACUUUUCAUGUUUCCCAUUUUUGUUUUUGUGCACCAUUGAAUUCAGGAUUAUUUAUUAAUUUCUUCACGAAGAAAAUAUUUGCGUUACUCCGUUGUUUAGUAAUAUAGUUUUAGUUUCGAUUAUUCA